UCUCUCCUCGUAAGAGACCUAACAACCAGCUCAAGCAACAAUUUAAUUUGAAGUGCUUAAACUAAUACACACGAGUGAAUUAGAGAGAAUAAUCAAUGUUGUUGUCGGUGAGCAGGUUGUUUUAAUGUGUUCCAAGUAGAUUUUUGCAGUUAUACCUGGACCAGUAUGCUUCAGUGCAUAGCAGUUUUCACUACAUUAGUGACUGCUCUUGUAGUGGUACUUCAUCAAGCGGAGAGCUGUAAUGAGGCUGUUUGUGGGAGCGUCGUUAGCAAAUGUCUUUUGACCCAAUCUUGUAAAUGUGACUUAAAAAAUUGUACCUGUUGUAAAGAAUGUUCCGCGUGUCUCAGUUAUUUAUACAGCGAAUGUUGUUCAUGUGUUGACAUGUGUCCAAAACCCAACGAUACCGAAGAAAGUAAUUUGAGCACGCAUUCGUAUGUAGGAGAGUUGGAGAAAAUAUCAGGGCUUUUCCAGGUUUUAACAGACGAACCUGACCCUCAAGCCCGAUGGACAACCAUGACUUUUCCCAUCCAGUCGGAUACUUUUUAUUUUAUCCAGAAAAAAGAAAUAAAACUUCACAUGCAAAGCGCAGAGCAAGAAGUGGCUCCAAUAAAAUCAAAUGGUACUACAGUCAUUAAUUGUACUGUAGCUUUUAUGGCUCAAUGUAUGAGCUGGAUGAAAUGCAAAAAGAGUUGCCAAUCGAUGGGUGCAUCAAGUUACAGAUGGUUUCAUGAUGGAUGCUGCGAAUGCGUCGGAGACACCUGCAUAGAUUAUGGAUACAAAAAGAGCAGUUGCCUGAAAUGCCCUUUGAAUGACGACGAACUGAUAGAUGAUUUUGAUUUAACCGAAGACGCCACUUAUGAUGAUGAUGGAGAUGCAGAUUUCGAAGACGAAACGAAUGACAACGAAAAUUUGUAAAUAUGACAUAAUAAAAGAUAAUACCCUG
Messenger RNA from Agrilus planipennis (emerald ash borer), 943 nucleotides. RefSeq names its product protein twisted gastrulation. The transcript is spliced from 5 exons. The coding region runs from base 166 to 915 and encodes 249 amino acids. The record is from RefSeq and is a predicted model, not a curated record. Lineage: Eukaryota; Metazoa; Arthropoda; Insecta; Coleoptera; Buprestidae. Gene Ontology annotation, biological process: regulation of BMP signaling pathway.